Messenger RNA from Colletotrichum fioriniae, 519 nucleotides. The record is from RefSeq and is a predicted model, not a curated record. NCBI's taxonomy places the organism in Eukaryota, Fungi, Ascomycota, Sordariomycetes, Glomerellales, Glomerellaceae.
AUGACCAACAACCCCCAAAAUUGCCGAGCAGAGUCAGGCUCUUUUGACCUUCAUCAUGAGGGCCACUCGGGUUGGCUCUCCAUCAACAUCGCCAACCAGUACCUACAAGGAUGGCUGGCAAGCACUAAGCCUGAUAUUGUGCAGUUCAUGCUUGGCACCAACGAUGUAGCGCAAGGGCGAACAACCAACGACAUUAUCGCUUCGUACACGAAGAUGACAGGGUUGAUGAGAGCAUCCAACCCGCGGAUGAAGAUCUUGGUUGAUCGCUUGAUCCCGUUGUCCUUCAACGGUGGUGGAAUCGAUACCUUGAACCAGCGAAUCCCGGGUUGGGCCAUUGAACAGAACUCGACCAACUCUCCAAUCAAAAUUGCAGACUGCUCGAGUUCUGCCGGGUUCACAACCUCCAUGUUGCGAGACGGCGUACACCCCAACGACCAGGGAGACCAGGUCAUAGCCCGGCAAGUCGGUCCAUUGCUGAUCAAGUACGUCAGGGAUCUCAUUGCCGAACGCGGGCUAUGA